Messenger RNA from Hymenoscyphus albidus, 1991 nucleotides. The record is from the annotation of a GenBank genome assembly. NCBI's taxonomy places the organism in Eukaryota, Fungi, Ascomycota, Leotiomycetes, Helotiales, Helotiaceae.
AUGGAUGCAAAGAUGCUAAGGAGCCAACUUCGAGCCGGCGAGAUCUUCCGUGCUUUCAACGACAGUGAGCGGGAGGACAUAUGGAGCAGACUACAGAUGAUAGAGGGCUUGAUUCCAUCCUUUUAUACGCUCUUUAGGGACGUCCAAUAUUUGGAGCAUUGCGUGAACUGCGUGAAAAGGCUAACGGCAUUGUCCCCACAGCAGACUCUUUCCACUUCCAUGAAAGGAAGGUUUACUGGUGUCAACCAGAGACAGGGCCAAUUGAAAGUGCAAGUCGCCGAAGACAAGUUUAUAUACAAGCAUGGCACUCCUCAAGACCAGGUCGACUUUGGGUAUCGACAGAUACACGCCUUUGCCAUGCGAAAUUGGCCCAACAUGCCUAAAGAACCCGGAACAGAGGACCCACAGAUGAAAACUCCAAUCAAAGCGGAUCUGGAUACCCUACGCCGUUUCGCUGAUCUCGCAGCCGAAUUGGGGUUCAAGUCUGACCAGAUCACUAACUUGCAGCAGCAUCCAGAGAGUGGGAAUGCGCCAACAGAACACCCACAAUCGAGACCCAUCCUUGUCACGUCUGGGAAAGGCGUUCCCGUCAAGAAAAGGUGUUGGAAGCCGAGCACUCGCGAAUUCAAGGAGGACCAACAAUUCUUGUUCAUCAAUCAUCUACAUGAUGAGCGACAAGAGCAAGGAAGCAGUGUCACAUCCCUCUUUGUCCGGAAAUCAGUGUACUUGGCAUUCUUCGGUAAACCGUCCGCAACACAUGAUAUCGGCCAGACAGAUGACCCCCCUCAGAGCGUAGGCGGUUCGCCACAAGCCUCGGGAAUACAUGAGUCCACCUUCUCACCAAACGACAACACAAGGCAGUCUGAGCGAUCAACAGAGCAUUCGGGGGAGAAUUACGAUGGUAUAUUGACACUCUACCAGCAAAGAGAGGCUAGAAGUGAACAGAGCGCACGUUCGAAUAUCACGGAAGAAGAGGCUACGGAACCAUCAGAGGGAACUGUGGACGUGGACAGUAUGCAAGACUGGCUGGAAGAGCAGGAGCGUGAGAGGAAAGAGCAAGAGAGACUGGAGCUAAGGAGGCUAGAAGAGACAUUAGAGCGGGAUGACUUGAACGAAAGAUUCACACAAGGGCUACAAGCGCAAGAAAACCUAGAGCAAGAGAAGGAACGUGAACAGGAACAGAAAAAGCGAGAGCACGAAAGACAGGAGGAAGAGUCUCGGCGGCAAGAGACUAGGCAACAACAGAGACGAGAAGAGGAAGCUCGGUUACGGGAGAGGACACUCAAGGACUCCGAGCGGAAGAAGAAUCGGCACACACAAUUUGAUUUGGAGAAUUUGGAGCAGGGCAGACGAGAUCAGGAGAGACUAGAGCAGGAGAGACGGGAUCAAGAGAGGCGGGAUCAAGAGAGUCUUGAUCAAGAGAGGCGAGAGAAGGAGAGACGGGAUCAAGAGAGGCGAGAGCAGGAGAGACUUCACCAAGAGAGUCGGGAGCAGGAGAGACAGGAUCAAGAGAAACUUGAUCAAGAGAGGCGUGACCAAGAGAGCCGGCAACAAGAGAGCCGGCAACAAGAGCAAGAACAAGCCGGUAAUCAGGAGAUUAGAGGCUCAGAGUUGCAAACAAUAAUUGAGAGACAGGUAACGUACAUUGUCCAACCUUCAUUUUAACAUGCUUACCUCUACAGGAGGCAACUUCGCUGCCUCACGACUCACCGGGCCUUAUCCGUCUUACGUACUGGAUUUGGGAAAGAGGUGAUUGGCGAGCAUCUCAAAUUAUGGAUGUAGAUUCCUCAGACCCAUCUGAAGUCAAGCGAUUGGCGGUAAAGUAUAUGAGAAAGCGGAUAAGGCUAUUUGACACUGAUUUCAAUAUACUGACUCCUGCCGAUUGCUUUGACGCAGUGACCGCUGGUGGAAAAAACACUAUCCUGCUUAUUCCGGAGGGUGAGAUUGACAUUAGUGAGGAACUUGAGGCUUCUGCCCAGUGUGGGCAAUAG